Symbiodinium necroappetens is the source of this 1158-nucleotide messenger RNA. The record is from the annotation of a GenBank genome assembly. Lineage: Eukaryota; Dinophyceae; Suessiales; Symbiodiniaceae.
AUGGCACAGCAUCAGGACGCCAUGGAUUGGGCAGAUGCAGCGAACUGCGAGACCUUCGGGGAGGAGGCGGGCUGGGACGUGGCGGACAUGCUCUCGGCUCCGACAUCAAUCUGCCGCCCCGGCCUGGGGGAACUUUUGGUUGGCACAUGUGGAUUCAUGGGAACUGCAGCACCCAAGUAUGCCGACCGUCUUGGCGCAGUGGAGCUAAACGCGACUUUCCAUGAUCGUGGCAGCACGACCUACGACAGCCAGGCGACGAAGUACUCGCAGCUCGGCCUGAAGAUCGUGGUGAAAGUCUCCGGCUAUGCCACGCACGAUGUGGGUCUACGGGAUCCAGCAACCUGGUGGCCGUGGCUUCGCCUGAAGUAUGCGCCUUUCGUGAAUGCUGGGGUUCUGGUGGGUCUGCUCUGGCAGCUUCCGGCCACCUUCACCUGCACAGAGGAGACUUGCGAGCGAUUGGAAGCCCUAGGGUCGCUUCUGCGAUCAGAGAGCCAGACAGGCUCCUGGCUGCAGCUUCGUCACGCCUUCGAGUUCCGAGAUUCCUCGUGGUUUGAAAGCCAUCGUGCCGGGGAGCUCAUGCGCCGGCACCGGUUCACCCUGGUGUGCUCCCAUAUCGCGAACGACACGGGAUGGGCUGGAGAUCUGGUUUCCGGUUGGCAUGGCUUCCCCACUGAGGCAGACGUCGAAAGUACAGACUUUAUCUACAUACGUUGCUUUGGCACCAGCGGGCGCAGCGUCGGGGCAUACGGCUCGGACGAGUUGCAGCGGAUAGCUUCCAUGGCCAGCACGGCCAGAUCAGCCAUCAUAAUGUUCGGCCAAGGGGAUGCCCCCAAGCAAGCGCUAGAGAACGCGUGGCAGAUGAAGGAGCUGCUGCAAGGAGAUGCUGUGAGCUCCAAUCCGGUCCUCCCGGCCGCGCAUGCGAUUUCCGGCGAGCUGGUCUCAGGUGUCGUGCUCCGUGUUCAACAUGGCCGGGAUCGACGAGUGUUUGUGGACGUUGGUGGUCGGCUUGGCUUCCUGGGCUCCAGGCAUACGCGUCGCAGAGGCUUGGAUCUGCGGAAAGGGGCCGUGCUGAAGAACUUGCGGGUUGAAUGCGAAGAGCGUGGUCAGCUAGUUCUGAGCGUGCAGAGUGUAGCCGAGGACCCACCAGAGGAAUCCUGA